Molecule: messenger RNA, 3330 nt
Organism: Phytomonas sp. Hart1
Lineage: Eukaryota; Euglenozoa; Kinetoplastea; Trypanosomatida; Trypanosomatidae
Source: the annotation of a GenBank genome assembly
AUGAAUAGAGACAUCUCAUCUAGCAAGAAGCUAACGCCGAAGCCUCGGCAUAGUGCCUCUUCCGCAACGGCGACGUCUGCACCAUCUACGGCGCUUUCAGUCUUGCCUCGUUGGCGCCAAUCUUCCGCGGGACCGUCGGCCUCCGGGGAUGAAAAGGGCAGCGAUCCUGCAUCCUCGCCACGCUCGCUUUUCCUUUGCUGCCGUGGCCUCAUUUCUCUACGUCAUAUUCAAGGAUUGGAGGGGAUGCGAGAGCUAAGGUCGCUUAGUGUGCAUAUGAACGCUAUCCAGAGGGUAGAAGGUCUCGGCGGGCUCCAUCGGCUCGUCGAGUUGGAUCUCUCCGCGAAUGAGAUUCACGAACUGAACGCCCCCGACGCCUUCCGUGGGCUGUUUUGUCUAAAACGUCUGAAUCUAUCGAGCAACUUCCUCAACGUCCUCCCAGAGGGGGUGUUUGCCUCACUGAAAUCGCUCGAGUGGAUCGCGUUGGCGUUUAAUCGCCUGGAGGAUCUCACAGGGCUCCGCUCAAUCCCAGCGAAGGCGCCUUUGGCUUUUGUGGAUUUGUGCGGCAAUCGGAUCCAACAGAUCGGGCAAGUUCUUGAGGGCCUCCACGCCCAUCGCGCGAAGCUUCGCGAGCUCCGUCUUCGAAUCCCCCACGCGAUGCAUUCCCCUCCAUUCCUCCCCCCGACCUCGCGAACCCCCCAAACGACGGUGGCCCGAAGUCUGGGAGUUCGCCCAAUCACGGAGAGCGUCUUCGUCCUUGCGGAGAACCCUUUUUGUGGGGAGGACAACCCCCCGAUGAGGGAAAUCCGGGGGAGUGGAAUCGCCGGGGUGGGAGGCGCACCUUACGCGGACGAAAUUCUCGAGUUUUUUUCGAGUUUGGUCGUCCUCGACGGCGUCUCCUACGCGGUGGACCCUCUCGCGGAGCUCGCGCAAGCACGCGGAGAGGGGGCCUCACGCGACCAACCCGCCCCCUCUACCUCGCCUAUUUCCUCUUCUCUCAGACUGGAGCCCCCCUCGCGGUGGCCUGAGGAGGUCCUCGCGCGUGUUUUGCGGAAAAAAACAUCGACCAACGCGAAAAGGCGCGCUGAUUUUGAAUUUGACGACGACGGCAUUGUCCGCAGCUCGCGAAGUGUCUCCUCGAAGAAUUCGGCCCGUUCGAGCCCGCGGAGGAUCACCUCCUCCUCCGGGAGACGGAGCCCCUCGCGGCGGGCUUCCCAGCACGACAACGAACGUCGAAUGAGGAGGAAAAGAAAAAAAGAAAAUACCUCAAAGUCCGCUGGGAAGGCAGAGGAAAAGAAGUCCCCUCGGAAAUCGGACGACGCCGCGGUGGAUGUGGACCAUUCAGCGCAGGCUACCCUCCCUUUAGAUCCCAAUAGUGGCCCUCCUCCGGCCGAGAAGGAGCCUCAUCCACUUUUCUCGCAAAGGCUCCGUGAGCUCGAGGAGGCUCUACGGCAGUGCAAAGAAGAAAAGGAGCUCGCCCUUUUAAACGUGCAAGGCGGGGAGGAAAAGCUACGCCUCCACGCCACGAUUGAAGAGGAUUUACGCCGUCAAUUGGAGCUCGUGCGGCGGCGUGUGGAGGAGGUCGAGGAAGGUUCAACCGCGCGAAUCCGUUUACUCAACUCGCAGGUGGCCGCUCUCAAAGAUGAGCUCAACCGCCGCUCGCAGGAAAUUUUUAUUUUACACAAAACCCACCAGGCUGCCCUCGGGGAGCAAAAACGACGCCUGCAGGAUGAAAUGGAAUCCACCAGACGUGAACGCGAGGGGGAGCUGAUGAUGAAAAUCAAGGCGGACGCUGCGGAGCGCGAACGCGCGCGUGGUGAGGCCGAAGAGGAGAAAAUAGGGCAUUUGUUGGGUGAAAUAGAAGGCGGUCAGCAGGAGCUGGUGGCGAGGCGGGAGGAAAUAACUCGCCUGGGGAGGAAAUUGCUCGCAUCGAAUGAGGCACUCGCCAAAGCGCAUGAGAGUCUGGAGAAGAUGCGAGAUUUCUUUCAUUUGCAAGGAGAAGAGCUGCGCGAGCGGCAUGAUCUGGAGCUGCGAGCCCUGGCAUGGUAUGGAAACGGUGAUGGAACUCUACCGAAAGUCUCCACCCCCGAGAGUGUAAAAAAUGGAAUGGAUUUGAAUCAAUUUUUUGUUGGUGCGCUUCGCAUUCUUCUUUCGGAGCGCCAUCAGCUCUUAUGGGAUUGGGAACGCUGCCAGGGGCAUUAUCAAACCCACCUCCAGACCAUUCAAGUGCAAUACACCGAGGCCCUUCAACACGCCGAAGGGGAGCUCCAACACCUCACCAAAGAACUUGAUCACGCCCGGGAGCGAGAGGAAAAAAUGCUAAAAGCGAUGAAAAGAAAUCGCUCCCCUUCCAACCCCGUCUACGAAGAUGCGUUGGAUCCGAUUUCAACCUUGGAAAUCGAAGCCCAGCGCUUGGAAAAGCCUAGAAGCGACGCGAAAGAAACGGCUGUCGAGGUGGUGGAGCUUUCACUCGUGCACGAACACGCAGGGGGGUCAAAUGCGGCUGAGGUUGACGUGAAUCCGAAGGGAAGGGAGGCCGACUUUCUUCGGACGACAAAGUAUUGGAAGGAGUUCAGCGAGCGACUACACGGGGAACUUCAGCGGCUUCGCGAGGCCCACGAGGUCACCGUGCAGACGGAGCUCGCCACCGCGAAGGAAAACGACCGGCUGCUGGAAUCCACCGCGGACCUCGAGCGGCGCCUGCGAAAAUCGGACGAAGGGCACCAACUUGAAAAGGAAAACCUCCUGCGAACGCUGCACAAUCUUCAGGAAGACUUGGAGAACAAGCGCAGAUCGCUGGAGACGCUUGAGGAAGAGGCGCAGGCAAAGAUCGGGGAAAAACGACGCCGGAUCGCGGAGCUCGAAGGAGUGGUGGAAUCCCUGCAAGAAUCGCAGGAAAGGCAGCUCAAAGCGCAGGUGAAAUACCGAGAGGAGGCUGAAGCCCGCGCAAAAGAGCAAGAAGCCACCUGCCUUGUUCUCCGCGAUAAUAAAAAGCAUCACGAGGAAGAAAUACACAACCUGAAGGCUAGGAUUGGGGAGCUUGAAAAGGGCGCCGCCGCGAGUAUUCAGCUCCAACGCCUUGAGCAGCAUCACCAGAAUGAAAAAUCACGUCUAAUAGAGGCCAUUCGAAUUGCGCGUGAUCAACUGCUUCGUCUACAUCACGAGAGCUCUACUUUAGUUCAGCAAAACAAAGAAAAGAAUGCUGCCUUGAAUAAAAUGGAGCUGGAGCUGCAGAGCUGUAAAGCGGAACUGGAGGAAACAGAAAAGAGUAGCCGAGCAAGACAAAAAGCAACGUUUGAGAUGUUAUCCCAGAUGAUUUUCACGGAUAAAUAA